CUUUGAAUCACUAGAGCUCGUGCCUGUUAGUAAAUUGACCGUUACAAACCUAACCGCUCGCCUCACACUGUACUCGAUCGCUUUACAAUUUAAACUUUCUCUUAAAAAAAGAAGUUUAAAGCAGAAUGGAUGCAGGAGGUGCAAGUCAACCAAUCACUCAGUCUGCAGAAGAUGCACAGGCAUCAUCAGUAAUUUGUAAAGAGGAAACCAAUAGCAGGGAUUUGCCAGACUCUUCUACCAGUGCACAUCUGGGUGACUGUCUAAAAGACGAAGAUGCAGAAAAGAAGUUUGACGCUGAGGCAUCCUCAAGAAAUCUUUUCAGCAACAACAAUGCAGGCCCUUUCAUCUCUGUCAACCAGAGCGGCAGUGUCCAGUUCAUCCCCUCCCAGCAGAGAUAUGAAACCUUCUCUUCCUGGCCUGGGUCUCCCAUAAUGCAGUAUGCUGUCCGCUCCAGGAAUGGCACUUACAUUGUGUCUGACAUUAAGGGCCAAGCCACCCCUGGAGGUAUGUCUGCAUAUCAGAUUUCCUCUCCUGCAUCUGGCCUUUCCCAGGUGAUGGAUAGCUCACCCAGCUCUCUGCCCAGCCCUCAGAAGCUGGCUGAGGAGGCGUCACGGAAGAGGGAACUCCGACUCAUGAAAAACAGGACGGCGGCCAAAGAGUACAGACGCAGACAGAAGGACUAUGUGCGGAGCUUAGAGACUCGCAUCGCCAUGAUGGAGAACCAGAAGCGGAAAAUGACAGAAGAGCUGGACAGUCUAAAGGAAUUGUGCACUGGAAAAUCCCAUUCAUUUUAGUGGUACAAUAGACUGCUGCUAUCUGAUUGAUUCUGUUCCAGUUUUACUGUAUAAUAUUGUUGCCAUAUGUGUGUUUUAUAUCUUUUGUGAAAAUUGAACAGUAGACCAGCACUGCCUAUGCUCAUUAGGCAUUUUUUAAAAUUUUAUAUUGAAAAUUGGAUCAAAUAUUUUUAAAAGUUGACAAAAAUUGGAUAUUGGAUAAAAUAUAUUUCAAAGGUAUCUAUUUUAAGAGAAAUUUUUAAUGUCAUUUUAAAGGACCUCUUAUAUGAAUCAUUCACAAAUACACCAGCUCCAAAAUAAAUCUAGCUAGUGUAUAUACUUACUGUAAGAAAUAUAGGCUGAACAGAUAUGUUGCUUAGAUGAGAUGAUUAGAUUUUGUGUUUAUGGCUGUUUAUGGUAUAUUAAUAUAGUUCAGUCACUCUUAAAAAAAUGUAAAUAAAUCAAAAACUUAAAACGAUGAGAUUGUUUGUAAUAAAUAUAUUCUUGAAUA
Molecule: messenger RNA, 1284 nt
Organism: Megalobrama amblycephala (Wuchang bream)
Lineage: Eukaryota; Metazoa; Chordata; Actinopteri; Cypriniformes; Xenocyprididae
Gene: cremb
Product: cAMP responsive element modulator b
Exons: 6
Coding region: 126-794 (222 amino acids)
Biological process (GO): regulation of transcription by RNA polymerase II
Cellular component (GO): nucleus; ATF4-CREB1 transcription factor complex
Molecular function (GO): DNA-binding transcription factor activity, RNA polymerase II-specific; RNA polymerase II cis-regulatory region sequence-specific DNA binding
Source: RefSeq, a predicted model, not a curated record